Messenger RNA from Ahaetulla prasina, 4600 nucleotides. Its product is annotated as zinc finger protein 268-like. The transcript has 2 exons. The record is from RefSeq and is a predicted model, not a curated record. The coding region runs from base 1467 to 3266 and encodes 599 amino acids. NCBI's taxonomy places the organism in Eukaryota, Metazoa, Chordata, Lepidosauria, Squamata, Colubridae.
UCCCCAUUUUUCUUCCAUCUUUACUGUAUCUUCUCUUAAAUUGUAUUCUCAAUUUAAAAUAUUCAUUUUUAUUUUGUGUCCAACUUAUUUAUCUUCCAGGAUUUUUCUCUUGUAGGUUGCUUUAAUAUUCCAUAGAUUUAGGGUAGAGGGAUUUGAGACAUUUAUUUAAUAACAGUUCAAAUAUUUCUUUUAUACUUUUCUCAUUAUAUCUUUAAUUUCCAUCUAUAGUCCAUUAACACUUCCAGGGUUUUCCAAACCAUUAUUUAGUAAAAAUUUAUUUUUCCUUUCCUUAUUUAAAUAGGGUUCUACUUCCAUUCCAAGCCCCCAGAGCUAAUUCAAUUCCAGAGUGUGUAUUCAUUAAAUUGAUUCUUUCCACUUUCACUUCCUCUUCAAUUAGCCGCCCGACUGAAGGUUUCUCCCAGUGCUUGCGCUUAUUUUAAAAUAUUUUUUCUUCAUGAGCUCAUAACUCACUUGACUUCAACAAUUUGUCUCCUGAUGCUUCUUCCUCCUGCUCAUUCUUGCGGCCGCCGCAGCUUUGGUGCCACCACCACGAUGGAGGCUGCAUUCCUCCCCUUUGGGUCUGGGGGAAAGAGUCCGGAGCUGCGGGGGGUUUGCAGCCCCCCCCCAUUCGCUCCAGCGGCUCCCCCACUCUUUGCUGCCCCUACAGGGCAGCUGUGGUCCUAUCCUAAAUUAGGACGGACCCCCAGAUCGGGGAGGUAUCGGUGCAAACCCCAGAGCCAUCAGGGUUUGCGACCGUUUCGCCCGUGACACUGGCCACACCUCCCGGAGCUCCCAGGAUUUCUGAAGACAAGCUGUUCCAUUGGUUGACUGUCCUCCCUGAUUGGAAGUUUCUCCUUAAUUCCAGGUUGCUUCUCUCUUUCAUUAGUGGCAGCCCCUCAAAUACUGAAAUACUGGUAUCUUAUCACCCCUAAUUCUGCUUUUCUUUAGACUAGCCAGACCCAAAACCUGCAUCCGUUCUUCAUGUUGUUUAGUCUCCAGGCCUUUGAUCAUCUUAGUUGCUCUUCUCUGAAUUUUUUCCAAAGACUCAACUUCUUUGUUUUUUCCCUAUCUAAGUGUAAAGUUUUGCUUUUCUCCACAUUAAAAUUCAUUUUGUUGGAUAGUGCCCACUGUUCAAGUUGCUCAAGAUUCCGAGUUUGUCUUCUGGGGUGUUGUCUAUUCCUGUCAGUUUAGUAUCAUCUUCAAAUUUGAUGAGUUCCCCUUCUAUUCCCUCAUCUAAGUCAUUUAUAGAGAUAAUGCAUACCGGGCCUAAGACUGAGCUACUAAGGACUACUCGAUGAGAGACAAGGGAGAGAACAAGAAGAACAAAAUUUUGAGCUGGAAAAAAUGGAGUUUGUGGAACUGAAGCAAACAUUACCUAAGAAGUCAAGGGGGAUAAUAUCGGAAUAAAGAAACAGUUCAAAUAACUGGAUGUCAGUGGGAAGAAAAAGGUUCCUUGGACAGUCAAAAUGAGGAGACACAAGAGCACUUGCACUGGGAAGAAACUCUUUGGAUGUCUGGUUUGUGGAAAAAGUUUCACUUGGAAUUCCAACCUGGUGAUUCACCAGAGGACUCACACGGGAGAGAAACCAUAUGAGUGUCCGGAUUGUGGGAAAAGUUUUAAGCAGAAUUCCCACCUGGUGCAACAUCAGAGGACUCACACAGGAGAGAAACCAUAUAAGUGCUUGGAUUGCGGGAAAACUUUCAGUCAGAAUUCCCACCUGGUGAAACACCACAAAAUUCACACCGGAGAGAAACCAUAUGAAUGUUUGGAUUGUAGGAAAAGUUUCAGUCAAAGUUCCCAUCUAGUGAAACACCAAAAAACUCACACAGGAGAGAAACCAUAUGAGUGUCCGGAUUGUGGGAAAUGUUUCAGUCAGAAUGACAACCUGGAUAAACAUCAGAGGACUCAUACAGGAGAGAAACCAUAUAGGUGUUGUGAUUGUGGGAAAUGUUUCUCUUGGAAUUCUAGUCUGGCAAUACACCAGAGGACUCACACAGGAGAGAAACCAUAUAAGUGCUUGGAUUGUGGGAAAAGUUUCAGUCAGAAUUCCCACCUGGUGAAACACCAGAAAGCUCACACGGGAGAGAAACCAUAUGAGUGUCCGGAUUGUGAGAAAAGUUUCCAGCAGAAUUCCCACCUGGUGGAACAUCGGAGGACUCACACAGGAGAGAAACCAUAUAAGUGCUGUGAUUGUGAGAAAAGUUUCAGUCUGAAUUCCAACCUUUUGAGACAUCAGAAGACUCACACAGUAGAAAAACCGUAUGAGUGUUUGGAUUGUGGGAAAAGUUUCAGUCGGAGUUCCCACCUGGUGAAACACCAGAAAACUCACACAGGAGAGAAACCAUAUGAGUGUCCAGAUUGUGGGAAAAGUUUCAGUCAGAAUGACAGCCUGGUGAAACACCAAAGGACUCACACAGGAGAGAAACCAUAUAAGUGUUGUGAUUGUGAAAAAAGUUUCAGUCUGAAUUCCAACCUUUUGAGACAUCAGAAGACUCACACAGGAGAAAAACCAUAUGAGUGUUUGGAUUGUGGGAAAAGUUUCAGUCAGAGUUCCCACCUGGUGAAACACCAGAAAACUCACACGGGAGAGAAACCAUAUGAGUGUCUGGAUUGUGGGAAAAGUUUCCAGCAGAAUUCCCAUCUGGUGGAUCAUCAGAGGACUCACACAGGAGAGAAACCAUAUGAGUGUCUGUAUUGUGGGAAAAGUUUCUCUCGGAGUUCUAGCCUGGUGAUACAUGAGAGGAUUCACAAACGAGAGAAACUGUAUGAAUGUCCAGAUUAUGGGAAAAGUUUCAGUCAGGGUUCCAACCUGGUGAAACACCAGAAAACUCACACAGGAGAGAAACCAUAUGAGUGUCCAGAUUGUGGGAAAAGUUUCCUGCAGAAUUACAACCUGUUGGAACAUCAGAGGACUCACACAGGAGAGAAACCAUAUAAGUGUUGUGAUUGUGGGAAAUGUUUCUUUCGGAAUUCUAGCCGGCUAAUAGACCAGAAGAUUCACAAAAGACAGAAACCGUGUGAAUGUCCAGAUUGUGAGAAAAGUUUGAAUUCCAACCUUUUGAGACAUCGGAAGACUCACACAGUAGAAAAAUCAUAUGAGUGCUUAGAUUGUGGGAAAAGUUUCUACCAGAAUUCCCACCUGGUGGAUCAUCAGAGGACUCACACAGGAGAGAAACCAUAUGAGUGUCUGUAUUGUGGGAAAAGUUUCUCUCGGAGUUCUAGUCUGGUGAUACAUGAGAGGAUUCACAAACGAGAGACCGUAUGAAUGUCCAGAUUGUGGGAAAAGUUUCAGUCAGAGUUCCAGCCUAGUGAAACACCAGAAAAUUCACACAGGCGAGAAACCAUGAGUGUCUGGGUUGUGGGAAAAGUUUCCAGCAGCGUUCUCACCUGGUGGAACAUCAGAGGACUCACACAGGAGAGAAAUCCUAUGAAUGUCUGGAUUGUGGGAAAGAUUUCAGUACUAGGACUAGCCUUAUAAAUCAUGUAAGGUUACACAUAGGAGAGCAACCAUUCAACUACCCAUAUUGCAGACAAACAUUGUUUUGCACAAAUUCCUCCCUGAUCACAGUUGGGGCAAAAUUUGAUGUGUGUAAAGGAAUGUUGAAAUUUGUUUCUUGAUUUGUUUGAAAGCCAGCUGAGUCAUUUACCAUUUAAUUUCUUGCAUGGUUCUUUUAAUGAAACAUGUCUUAUUAUCAAACAUGAGGGGUGGGGUAAGGUAGGGUGAUCUGUAUUAGGUAUGUUUUCCAUCUUGAAUUAUUUCUACAUAAAAUAAACGGGGAUAUAAAUAUGUAUGUAUUUAUGUAUUUUUAUUCAGCAACAAAAUGUAUAUGGCAGCCCAACUCAUAUGACUCCACAAGGUUUACAGCAAUAAAACCUUAUUACAGAAACAAAUAAACCUCCAUAUGUAGCAGAUGGCAAAAUGCAAAGCCUCUGCAUUUAAAAUGUACUUCCCCUGCAAAUACAGGGCACUUCUAAUAAAGUUGAUGGCAUUUUGAUUCUUGCCUUUGUUCAAUUUUGAAUUUAACGAGGCCUCCUGGCUAAUUAUGUUCAUGGCAGAUGCCAUCUCCUUGCAAGGAGUCAGAUUGGAGAAGUUAACCUCAGGAUUAGCGGCAUAUAAAUUUAAUAAAUAUAAACCUGGUUCCCAGUCCAGUUUCUUGUGUGGAGGCAACUUUUCUUAUCCUAGGCUUAGGGGACAGCUAGAUCUUCCUUAUUUUACAGAGGACCAGGAGAAUAACGGCUUGUCAAACUUCAUGGGGAAGAGUGUUUCAUAGGGCAGGGUCUGCAACAGGAAAGGCAUACUUCUUAGCUCCUAUCAGAUGGUAAUAUUUACCGGAAGUGUCCAGCAGUGUGUCCACCCUCUCUGACCUGGUAGAACAGAUAGAUGAAAAAAAAUAAAUAAAAAUAAAGGUGCAGCCAUAAUGACAGCUGUCUUGGUCAUCUAGUGAUUAAAGUGCAGUAUUGCCGGCUAACUUUGCCAACAGCCUGGAAUUCAAUCCUGACGGCGCUCGUGGUCGGGUCAGCCUUCCAUCCUUCUGAGGUUAGUAAAAUGAGGACCCAGAUUGUUGGGGACAACAUGCUGACACUGUAAACCGAGAAUGG